Molecule: messenger RNA, 10001 nt
Organism: Solenopsis invicta (red fire ant)
Lineage: Eukaryota; Metazoa; Arthropoda; Insecta; Hymenoptera; Formicidae
Molecular function (GO): protein binding
Source: RefSeq, a predicted model, not a curated record
AAACCAAGGUGCGCGAGAACGAAGCUCUGCCCAGCUCUGCCGGUGACCUGCACCGGUGAGAAGUCGUGUCGAAUCGGUUUGAAUUUAGAAAUAUCAGAGAAUAAUGUUGAUAGCUUUAAAAAAUUAAGCAACUUUAUUGAUUACAUAAGUGAUGCAGAAGAUCAAAUAACUUUGAGAGAUUAUUAUGAUAAUGUUAACAAUCCUGUUAAUAGUACUAAUUUAGUUAUAAUCUUAGCUUGUAAACAUAGUAAGGUAAAAAUUUUAGAGUACCUAUUUGGCAGUAAUAGUAAAAUACUUAGUAAUUUAUCUGUUGGCAUCAAAGAAACAACCAUGUUACUAGAAGAUGAGGAUGAAACAUGCCAUAAUGCAUUUUAUUAUGCUAUACGUUCAGGCAAUAUUGAGCUUCUUGAUACACUCAUUAAUAAAUGGCCAGGCAAUUAUAUUGCUGUUCAUUUGGAGGAAUUAGAUAAAAUUCUUUCACAAACUUAUGAGGAAUUAAAACUAAAGAAUGUACUAUUGUCAGAAGAGAUAGAAAUUUUUGUUGAAAAUAAAUUAAUAAACCUCCGUUUUUUUUCUAAUGCUUCUAAACAAGAUCAAAAUGUGAAGGAUUACCUUAAUAAUAUCAAAGAACGGAUUGAAUUAGUACUUCAAAAUAUUAGCUUGUUAAAGGCAGAGUACUCAAACACAAAAAAAGUAGAUGAAAAGUUUUUAUUCAUAGCAAAAUUUAUUGCACAAAAUAUUCAUAUAUUAAAACGACAAUUGAAGUCAACCUAUGAUAGAUUAUCUUGGGAAGAAAUGGAAUUUUGUUUGGUCAGUUUUGUUUCCUCUCACAUAAAAUGUCAAGAAAUUAAUCUAUUCUAUCAUGCCAUAUUGAAUAAAAGUAAAAUACUAAACCACUUAGAAAAUUUUGCAAAGAGACUUAAAGAGGAAAAAGAUAUUAUAGAAGGUGUGGACAUUGAUAAAUUUGCUAAUCUCCCAAAAUUAAAACGUGAAAAAGUUGUUGCAGAGAUUGUUAGUAAUUAUCCUCAAUUUGGAGAGUUGUACAGUGAUUAUCAACAAAUUAGGGAUAUCCAUUCUUUAGAAAAAAUAAGUGCUUAUAUAAAGCUGGCAUUAUCGGCUGAUCCUAAACAAAGAGAAGGACAGUUAAUUAUUACAAGAGUUUUACAGGUUAUUGGUGAAUAUUUAAAAAACACUCUAGAGUCUCCUAAGUUAUCUAGCACUACAAGUGAGCUUCUUCUACUAUCAUUACCAAAGAAUACAAGACAAGUCAUUAUAGAUUUACGUAAUUCAUUAUCACAUGCUUACUCGCUCUCUAAAAGAACAGAGAUGGAGGAAAAUACAGAUGUUAACUUUUUUAUUGGUGUUCAAAAUGAUACUAAAAGAAUCGAUGAUGUAAUUACUGAUAUUCUUUACAACAAUAAGAUAAAAAUGAUCAAAAUACUGCUAAAGAAAAUUACUAAUAGUGAAUGCUUAGACGAGGUAAAGGAAAUUAUUGAAAUAUUUAGUAACGUUGAAUUACAUAAAAUGACUAUGGAAAGUUUUAAAGUAAUGGAACAUGAGAAGCUUGAAAAACUUAUUAAAGAAUUAAGCGAUAAUAUAACUGACAAGACAAAUUAUGAAAAAGAGCUAUUUAAUAAAAUUAAUAACAUAAUCAAUUUUGUAAAAACUAAAUCAGAUAAUAUCAGAACUGAUUAUAUCAUGGCGUUAAUGUCCUUAAAGAGUUUAGGUAAUGGCUUUAAUAUCUAUGCCGAUAAAAUUGACCACAAUGUUAUUAGAACAACGAAAUUCUUUGCUAAUAAAACACUAGGGAAUAUUGCUUCCAAAAUGGAGCCUCACAAUCUUAAAGAAAUUGCAAAGCUGUCAAUGAAAAUUUUUCAUAGUGCUAGGUCAAAAAAACAGGAUGACAACCUUGAUAAAGUUAGUAGAUUAACUUGUGAGAUUUUUUAUAUUGCUGAAUUUGGAACAGGUGACCUUAAAUGGAUUGAGGAAUUAAGAGAAAAGUUGAAUGAGAAAGGUUCUUUUAUUCCUGUAUUUAAACAAAAAAAGGCUUACAAUAUAACAAAAAAAAUAUAUAAUAACUGGCUUGCACUAAAGCUAUCUGAACUGGAAAGUAUUUUAAGGAAUAACUCAUUAAGCGGCAAGUUAAAUGAAAAACUCCCUUCCUAUAAGAAGAAUAAAAAGUUGCAAGCAGUAGUAGAAAUGCUUGUUCUGGAUAUAAUGUCAAUUUUAGAUAGAUCAGAGAAGCAUCUAGAAAACAAUCUAUUUUUUUUAGAUGAUAACACUCCUUUAUUAAUUGGAAAAUGUUUGCGUAAUCACUUAGCACACGAUAAUACCUUAGUUGAUGUAUUGUUAUCUGAUCCCUCAAUAGCAGUUAUUUUGAACGCUAAAAAACUUCUUUCAGAAAAUGUAAUAAAAAGUAAAAAAAAAAUUGGUAAAUUGGUAAGAGAUGAUUCUUCCAAACUGAAGAAUAAAUACAAUCAAAGCCUUAUCAUUAUUACUAAUAAGGAAAAAAUGUUUGCUGCGUUGAAAGAAGGAAAUCUUGAAGACUUAAAGAGUUAUCUUAGAAAAGGAGCAGAUAUCAAUGCUAGAGAGAGUAUUAACUUAUCGACCACAUUACAUUUUGCUGCUCAUGGAUCUAGUCUUGAAGUUAUAAAAUUUAUCCUUGAUCAAAAAUUAGGUGUCAAUGUUAAAGAUGUAAAUAGUCAAAGUCCACUUCAUAUUGCUGCUGCACAUGGAAGGAAAAAUAUUGUCGAAUUUUUUAUAAAAGAAGCAGGUGUAUAUGUUGAUGAUCUAGAUAAUAGUGGCAAAACACCACUACAUAUUGCAGCUAAAAAUGGUCACAAAGAUACUGUUGAAAUUCUACUAAAAAGUAAUGCUAAUACUAAUACCAAAGAUAUAGUUGGUUUUUCACCUGUACACUAUGCAGUAAAAAAUAAUCAUAUUGAUAUUGCUAAGAUUAUGCUGGAAAAAGAAGUAAAUGUUGACAUCAACGAGACUAUGGGUGGCUUUACGUCACUACAUAUAGCUGCAGAAAAUGGUUAUCUGGGACUAGUUAAUUUUUUAUUGAAAAAUGAGGCAAAUGUUAAUGCAAGAAACGAUAAGCAGGGAAUACCAUUACAUACAGCAGCACUAAAUGGCCAUCUAGAAGUAGUGAAUGCUUUAAUUCUCAAAGGAGCAGAUGUUAACUCCAGAGUCGUAGAUGGUUGUACAUCAUUACACUACGCAAUAGAAAACGGUCAUGAAAAGAUAGCUAAUAUUUUAUUGAAGUAUGGAGCUAAUGUUAAUGUUGUUGACAAAACUUAUAAUAACACACCUUUGCACUACGCAGCAAAAGAUGGACAUGAGAAAAUUGUUAAGACUUUAUUGAAGAAUAAGGCAAAUGCUAGUAUUGCUACUAUGGAAGGUAUAACUCCACUACAUUUUGCAGUGCAGAAUGGCCACUUGAAAAUAGUUGCUGCUCUCCUCGAGCAUAGAGUUAACAUUUGCGCUAAAGAUAAAAAGAAUGCUACGCCAUUACACUAUGCAGCAAAGAGUGGUCAUAAAGAAGUUGCUGAGUUUUUAAUAAAAAAUGGAGCAGAAAUCAAUGAUAAGGAUAUUAAUAAUCUAACACCAUUACAUAUAGCUGCUCUGGAAAGUCACAAAGAUAUUAUUGAACUCUUAAUAAGAAAUAAAGCUGAAAUUAGAGCUCAAGACAUUGAGGGUAAUACACCAUUACAUGCAGCUGCAAUGAAUGAUAACAAAAGUAUUAUUGAUCUUCUAAUAAAAAAUAAAGCUGAAGUUAAUGCUAGAAAUAAUGAUGGCAUGACGCCAUUGUACAUAGCUGCUCGAAAUGGACAUAAAAACGCUAUUGUUUUUCUAAUUGAAAGUAAAGCUGAAGUCAAUACUAGAGCUAAUUAUGGUCUUACACCUUUACAUGCGGCUAUUGUGGGAAAUCACAAAGAUAUUGUAAACCUUUUAAUAAAAAAUAAAGCUAAAGUUAACGCAGAAGAUAUUGCAGGUAGUACACCAUUACACAUAGCUGUGGAAGAAGGCCAUAAGGAAAUUAUUGAGAUUUUGGUAGCAAAUGGAGCCAAUAUUAAUGUUAAGAGUACCAACCUAACACCAUUGCUUUCUGCUGUUAAGCAUAAUCAUAAGGAGAUUGUUGAAGUUCUUAUAGAAAAUGGAGCUAGUGUUAAUGCAGAAGGUGAUGAACUUUUAUCAUUAGCAGUGCUCGCUGGUUAUAGAGACAUUGUAGAGAUUUUGCUAAAAAACAAGGCCUGUAUUAAUAUGAAAGGUCCUGAAAAUACUACAUUAUUACAUUUGGCUGCUAAAAGAGGCCACAAGGAAAUAGUAAAUGUUCUGAUAAAAAGAGGAGCCAAUGUUGAUGCUAUAACUAUUAACGGCACAACACCAUUAUAUCUUGCAGCACAAGAAGGUCAUGAAGAAGUUGCUGAAAUUUUAAUAGCGAACAAGGCUAAUGUUAACGUUGCAAAUGUUAAAGGUGCUCCAUUACAUAUAGCUACAGGACAGGGCCAUGUUAAUGUUGUUGAAGUCCUAUUAAGUAAUGAAGCAGAAAUUAAUAUUAAGGACAAUAAGAACAGAACACCUUUAGAAUUAGCAGUUGCACAUGGUCAUUUGCAAGUGGUGAAAAUGUUAUUGCAGUAUAAAAAAGUAGAUAUGGACGCUAAAGGCAACGAUGAUUGGACGAUACUGCACAUUGCUUCACAGACAAGUAACUUAGAAAUUGUGAAAUGUCUAAUAAAUGAAGGAUCUGAUAUUAAUGCUAAAAAUGCUUCUGGUUCAAAGCCUAUACAUAUUGCAGCCAGAGAAGGUUACAAAGACACUGUACAAUUUUUCCUUAGUAAGGGAUUAAGUGUUAAUGAGCUUGGUGCAGUUAACCAGACAUUACUGCACUAUGCUGCAAUAAAAGGUCAGUUAGAAGUUAUAAAAUACUUGACAGCACAAGGGGCUGACGUUAAUGCUAAAGAUACUAAUGGCUUAACCCCUAUGCAUAUUGCUGCAAAUUUUGGUUAUAAAGACGUUAUUGAAGUUUUAUUAAAAAAUGGCGCAGUUUAUAACGCUGUUGACAAGUUUUAUAGAAAGCCAUUAGAAAUGACUAACAAAGACAACAAAGAUGUUAUCAAUUUAUUAGAAUCAACUGAAAAAUUAUUUAAGUCUGUAAAACGUAACAGCUCUUUAGAGGUUAAAAAUGAUAUUAGAGCAGGAGCAUUUGUUAAUGCAAAAAAUGCUGAUAGUGGAACGUCAUUACAUUAUGCUUCAUGGAAAGGCUAUGACGAAGUUGUUAAGAUUCUAUUACAGAAUAAAGCCAAUCCUAAUGCGGUUUGUAAUAAGAGAUUGACUCCUGUACAUUAUGCUGCUAAGUUCUCACAUUUAAAAAUUGUAAAAGCUUUACUGUCCUAUGGUGCUAUAUAUAAUGCUGUUUCUGACGGAGGUAAAACACCAUCAGACUUUACUGUAGAUAGAGAUAUAACAAAUUUAUUUAAGUUAAUUAGUGGGUCAUUUAAAAAAGUUAAAGAAAAUAAUGCUCAAGUUAUUAAUGACCUAAAUAAGGUAAAAGAUAUUGAUACAGUAAAAGCAGUGAUGAGUGCUCGUAACAGAGAGAACAAAACUUUAGUAGUUGCUGCAGUGCAUAGUAACUUUUCAAAAGUCGAGCAGUUGAAACAGAUAUCGCAAAGUGACGUAUCCACUCAGAUUGAUACAGCUUUAGUACUCUUGAAUCAAGGCAAUUAUCAAAGAGCCUUAAGUAUUUUCAAAAGCGUAUUUGAAAGAAGAAAAGAAAUAUUAGGACCAGAUAAUCCUGGUACUUUAGAUAUUCAGGCACAUAUAGCUAAAGUGCUAUACAAACAAGGAACUUACCAAGAAGCUUUAAAUAUGCUUAAAGAGAUUUUUAAGAAACAGACAGAAAUACUGGGUUUAAAUAAUGAGGAUACUUUAAGUACAAGAAGUACAAUUGCUUUAGUACUGUAUAGACAGGGGAAAGAUGAAAAAGCUUUUAAUAUUUAUCAAGAAGUCUAUCAGAAACAAAAGGAAAUACUAGGGUCAAAUCAUUCAGAUACCUUAAAUACUCAGUUUCACAUGGCAUUAUUAUUAGAUAGACAGGGAAAAUAUGAAGAAGCGUUAAAUAUCAAUAAGGCAGUUUUUGAAAAAAGAAAAGAAACACUAGGCACACACAAUUUAGCUACUGUGAGUGCCCAAAAUAAUAUAGCAAUGGUAUUAGCUAACCAAGGUAAAUAUGAAGAGUCUUUAAAAAUUUAUAAAAAGGUUUUUGAAAAGAAGAAAAUAAUUUUAGGUAUUAAUCAUGUUGAUACCUUGAGAACGUUACAUAACAUUGCUGGGGUACUCUUCAAACAAAAUAAACAUCAUGACGCCUUGAAAGCUUUUGAAGAGGUUUUAAAUAUCCAGAAAAAAGCUUUACAACAAAAUCACCCAGAAACCUUGAAUACUCAAUACAAUAUAGGAAAUGUACUUCUUGCUCAAGGCAAAUGGAUCAGCGCACUUAAAGUCUACAAAGAAAGUUUGGAUCAAAGAAAAGCUGUUUUGGGACCAAGACAUCCAAGCGUUUUAGAUAUUUUAACAAAGAUAGAGAUAAUUAAUUUAAGAUUUAAGCUUGAGGGUAGCGAAGCAUCAGAGGUUCUUCAGCAUCUGCAGAAAGAUAUCAACAUUGCUGCUAGUAAAGGUGAUAUACAAACUGUUCAGCGUUUAUUAAAAGAUGGAGCUGAUGCCAAUGAUAAAGAUAUUGAUGGAAGAACACCAUUACAUUACGCUGUUAGCUAUGGACACAUAGAUAUUGUAAACAUCUUACUAAAAAAUGGAGCUAAUGUUACUCAAGGUACUAACAAAGGUAAUACCCCGUUACAUACUGCUACAUCCAAAUGUUACAAAGAAAUUGUCGAGAUUCUGUUAAAACAUAUUAGUCGUGAUAAAUUAAAUGACUUUGUUAAUGCUAAAACUACUUUUAGUGGUACUACAUCACUUCAUGUUGCAGCUAAAAGUGGCUCCUUGGAAGUUGUAAAAUCUUUAUUAAAACAUGGUGCAACUUAUAAAAUUGAGAACAAAGAAGGCAAAACACCUAUUAAUCUUUCCAAUGAUCAGAAAGUUACUAAAUUCCUGAAAUUAAUUGAAGAAUUGUUUGAAGAUGCAAAAAAAGGUAAUGUUGAAAUUAUCAACAAGUUAAGGAUAAUAAAACAAGAUGAGUUUUUGGCUGUAACAAGCGCUCGUAAUAAUCAAGGAAGUACAUUAUUGCAAGUUGCCAUAGCUAAUAAACAUACAAUUGUUGCGAGUAAAUUGUUAGAAAUGCUAAAAAAGCCAGAUCAAAAUUUACAAGACGUCAAUAUAGAAAGUGGAGUUAAAAGUUUAAAACUUUAAAGGUUUGUUCCUAAAGGUUUAGAUUCAUGUUAUUAUGAUUUAAAAAAAGAUAGGCAUUGUGAGUACUAUGUUGAGAAAUUUACAGAACAACAAGAACAAUCAAGAUUUCAAAACUUCUUAACCUUAAAAAAGGAGAAUCUAGAUUAACAGUAUUGCACCUAACAUCUUCUGUAGACAAGGUAACUGGAGAAUAUACUAAAACUAUACAUUUUACUUUUAGAAGCAAGGGCUGAUAUGCAGAAUUAUAAAGGAAGGAUACCCUUGCAUUAUACUGAUGUUUUUGCUAAUGUAGCUUCUCUCUUAAAAGGAGGAGCCAAUCCUAGUGUACAAAGUAACAGAGGAAAAACAUCCUUACAUUAUGCCACUAGUAUUAGUCAUGCUGACUAUGUUAAUUUAUUCCUAGAGAAAAAAAGCUAAUCCUAACAUACGAAAUAGAAAAAAGGAAAUCCCACUGCAAGUUGCAAUUGAUAAUCGUUACUACUAUAUUAAAGAAUGCUUUUGCACUAAUGACCAAAAGAAUUUGAGUGCAGAAUUAUAUUGUAUACUUGAUAAAUGUUUUGGUGCAUAUGAGGAUUGUAUUUGGAACAAAAAUGAGAAUCGUUCAGAUUAUGUCACUAACUUCAUUAACUUCACUAAAAAUCUAAUCUUCUAGGUGAACACAAGAAUAGUGAAGAUCUGAAGAUAAUUUUCAGUAUUCGAGAUUGUGUCAUAAACCUUAUGUAAUUGCGACUAAAGGUUGGUUUAUGCAGGCAAUAACCGCUAACUUAUGCCGGAACCGGUAAGAAAUUAGCCAAUCAUAAUCGAUUUAUAGAAGAAUAAUCAACUAUGAUUGGUCAAUUUCUUAUUGAUUUCGGCAUAAGUUAGCGGUUAUUGCCUGCAUAAACCAACCUUAACUCUCAUUCUGGGCUAACGCAAUUCAGAAUUUGCGCGUAUCUGAUUGCAUCGUUUUUGGGGGACGGAUCUCGAUAGCACAUGCGACCAAUAGCACACCACCACUCACAGCGGCUGAUGCCUAGAGUUUUUCCACUGAUUGGGUUAGAUAACUCAAGAUGAUUGGUUGGUGGGCUAUCGUACCGUGCGCUAUCGGUUAAAACCGGCGCGCGAUUUUGAAAAGUUCAUGCAUGCGUAUCAGAACAUUCGUGGAAGGCAUCACGCUCGCCACCCCGAUAAUUGUGGCUCAACUUAAGUGCAAAAUUAAAUUAAACGAGUACUGGUUACAGUACAAUGAGUUGCAAUCGAAAAUAGAAUUACUCGACGAGCAGGAGUUCAAUGACUGGGCCGACUUCGAGGAUGCCUAUUAUUUGCUUUUUGCGAAAAUCUGCGAGAUUCUUAAGCUCGUUCUACAAUAGCAUAAACAUAAGACCGUAAGGUUGUAAGGCGUGGUUUUAAGAGCUUGUAAGCAAAUGAAAAAUUUUUAUUUCUUACGUUACAACCUUACGUCUUGUGUUUACUACUAUUGUAGAACAGGCUUUAAUCCGAUAAUGUCGGCGCGCGCGCAACCAGCCGUCCAGUGCGUUUGAUCGUUCCGAAAAUCGACUCAAUAUCCGACUGUCGAAGUUGAAUCUUUCUACGUUGUCUGGGAAGGACAAUGAGUGGUUUCCUUUCUUUGACUUUUUUAAUUCGCUCAUCUAUUUGAAUACGUCACUUAGCAACGUGCAAAAUUGCAGUAUUUACAAUUUUCACUUAUCAGUGAUGCGAGCAAUGUUAUCGCUUCCUUAGGAAUAUCGGAUUUCAAUUAUCAAGUAGCUUGGAAUUUGCUAAAGGAGCGAUACGAUAACAAACGAGUCAUAAUUCACACACACGUACACACGCACGCGAACACACACACACACACACACACACACACUAAAGCAAUAGUGGAUUUGCCACGCUUUGUUAAGGAAGAUUCAACUGACUUGCGGCGCAUUGCGAACGGGACGAUACGACACGUGCACAAGCGCUCAAAGCACUCAGAUGUCUCAUGCAACACUGGGAUGAUUUGUUAGUAUAUAUUUUAAACUCAAAGUUAGAUUUGUUCACAUUGUGCGAAUGGCAAUCAUCUCUGGUGGAUAUAGAGCCUAUGUUUAAGUAGUUUAAUGACUUUGUAUCUCAUCAUUGCUAAAUGCUGGAGGCCACAAGCGGUUCGAACGCCGCGUCCAAAGACACCAACAAACGCAUACAACAGCAAACAAUACGACAAGCUUUACGCGUGGCUGCAGUCAAAUAGAAAUGUAAUUUUUGUAACUGUAAGCACGCUAUAUAUUACUGCAGGGAUCUUUACCAGCUUCCCAUCAAGCAACGAAUGGUAGAAGUCCGCAAUCGCAAAAUCUGCAUCAACUGCCUGCGCUCUCUAGCUUACUCUCUGGACAAAUGUACAUCAAAAGGAUGCAAGAUCUGCAAGCAUAAGUAUAACACACUGUUACACGCCACAUCCGAGGAACGUGGUGAUGGCACCGACACAAGGGACAGCAAGUUAGGCCUUGACGGCAAUGGUGAUGCACGUUACAAGUAACACGAGCAGAAAUACUAUCAUGCUCUCUAUUACCGUAGUAAAUGCAAUCUACUCUGAUGAAUCACCACGCAUCUUGUUGGACUCAGUAAUCUGCGUAGGACAGGUCGGACCCACUCCAGAACAUUCAACAUUGCAAAAAACAAAA